AAAUUUCGGAUCUAGCGAGUCAGGUUUGAGCUAGCCCAACCCGACUGUAAUAGCAGCGGUGGAAGUUGAAAGAAACCAUCGAUUUUUUUUUUUUGCUGCUCAACGAGACGAUACACUGAAAUAAUCUGGAAACAGAGUCAUCGGCCAGAAAAUUAGGGAUGGAAUUAGCAGACAGAGCAGUUGGAUUGCUGUUAUCAUUCACCAGUCUAUCUAUCUUCACUUACUAUACUUUCUGGGUUAUUAUUUUGCCAUUUGUCGACAUUGAUCAUUUUAUCCACCAGUAUUUCCUGCCACAAGAAUAUGCGAUACUCAUACCCGUAUUUGCCGCUGUAGCUCUUCUCUGCUUGCUAUGCAUAUUUAUAGGAUUCGUGAUGCUUAAAUCAAAAAAGAAGAGAGCAUAAUUAAUGCAAAUUUUUUAGAUGUUUCAGUUACAUUCAUAAUGCGAAGCAUCUCCGAAUUGCAAAUAUAGGUGGCACUUUGGUACUGGUUUGUGCUGCCGACAAAAUUCGAAUAGAGGGAGUUGCUGCUUCAAGUCAUUGAAAUUGGGGUUACGUUAUAUUUAGCGGUUGAUGUUGAAAUUCAAAGUAGAAAUUUUAAUUUGCUAUUUUAUCUAAAGUUAAAGAAGAGUCUAACUAGACCUGAUAUGCAAAUAGUCUUUUAGCUUCUUGGCUUUUCAUAUGGAUCUAACUAAUCCUUUUAACUUAGACAUUACAUUUUUAUGGUUAUCAUAAAGUUGGUGGACAAUUCAAACAUUACAUUGUAGUAUAAUGCAAAGUCUCUCAUUUUAGGUUGCGUUUAAAUAAAAUUGCUCAUGCUUUCUAAA
Mercurialis annua (annual mercury) is the source of this 823-nucleotide messenger RNA. Its product is annotated as dolichol-phosphate mannose synthase subunit 2. The transcript is spliced from 3 exons. Gene Ontology annotation, molecular function: enzyme regulator activity. The record is from RefSeq and is a predicted model, not a curated record. Gene Ontology annotation, biological process: GPI anchor biosynthetic process. NCBI's taxonomy places the organism in Eukaryota, Viridiplantae, Streptophyta, Magnoliopsida, Malpighiales, Euphorbiaceae. The coding region runs from base 159 to 401 and encodes 80 amino acids. Gene Ontology annotation, cellular component: dolichol-phosphate-mannose synthase complex; endoplasmic reticulum membrane.